Messenger RNA from Balaenoptera musculus (blue whale), 1543 nucleotides. RefSeq names its product 40-kDa huntingtin-associated protein-like. Gene Ontology annotation, biological process: vesicle cytoskeletal trafficking. Gene Ontology annotation, cellular component: early endosome. Bases 308 to 1456 code for a protein of 382 amino acids. NCBI's taxonomy places the organism in Eukaryota, Metazoa, Chordata, Mammalia, Artiodactyla, Balaenopteridae. The transcript has a single exon. Gene Ontology annotation, molecular function: protein binding. The record is from RefSeq and is a predicted model, not a curated record.
CUAGCAACAGGGGGCGCCCAGCCAGGCCCCGCCCCAGCACCCUUGGUCUGCUCACGGAACCCCGGACGGCGGGCCAGGCCCCGCCCCAGGGCCCUCGAUUUGCAUACGCCACCCGCAGCCAGUCCCGGACGGGCCUCCGCGCUUGCUCUUUUGUGUAUCACCAGGAGGAGGAGAGCUCCGGGCGGCCGAGCCGGCGCGGUCGCGCGGUGGGCCGGAGCCCGACGCGGUGUGCGUCUCAGCCCGCCGCCGUCGCCCAGCACUUGCGCCCACUUGCGUCAGCGCGCCCGGAAAUGCCUAGGCGGUGAACAUGGCGGCUUCCGCGGCCGGCCUGGGCGGCGGUUCGGGCCCCGGGCCUGAGGCCGGGGACUUCCUGGCGCGCUACCGCCAGGUGUGCAACAAGCUGAAGAAGCGGUUCCUGCGGAAGCCGAACGUGGCGGAGGCCGGCGAGCAGUUCAGCCAGCUGGGGCGCGAGCUGCGCGCCCAGGAGUGCCUGCCGUACGCGGCCUGGUGCCAGCUGGCCGUGGCCCGCUGCCAGCAGGCGCUCUUCCACGGGCCCGGGGAGGCGCUGGCGCUGACCGAGGCCGCGCGCCUCUUCCUGCGGCAGGAGCGCGACGCGCGCCAGCGCUUGGCCUGCCCCGCCGCCUACGGGGAGCCGCUGCAGGCCGCCGCCGCCGCCCUGGGCGCCGCCGUGCGCCUGCACCUGGAGCUAGGCCAGCCGGCUGCCGCCGCCGCGCUCUGCCUCGAGCUGGCGGCCGCCCUGCGCGACCUGGGCCAGCCGGCCGCCGCCGCCGGCCACUUCCAACGCGCCGCGCAGCUGCAGCUGCCCCAGCUGCCCCUGGCCGCCCUGCAGGCGCUCGGCGACGCCGCGUCCUGCCAGCUGCUGGCGCGCGACUACAGCGGCGCCCUGGCGCUCUUCACGCGCAUGCAGCGCCUGGCGCUGGAGCACGGCGCCCACCCGCUGCCGCCGCCGGGGCCGCAGCCCCCGCCGCAGCCCCCGCCGCAGCCGCAGCCCAAGCCGCCGGGGCCGCAGCCCGGGGCCGGCGCGGCCUCCGCCCCACCGCUCGCGCUGCUCCCGCCCGGCGCGGGCUCCGCGGCCGCGCCCUCCCCCGCCGCGCUGGGCGCCUUCGCCGACGUGCUGGUCCGCUGCGAGGUGUCCCGCGUGCUGCUGCUGCUGCUCCUGCAGCCGCCGCCCGCCAAGCUCCUGCCGGAGCACGCGCACACCCUGGAGAAGUACUCCUGGGAGGCCUUCGACGGCCACGGGCAGGACGGCAGCGGCCCGCUUCCCGAGGAGCUCUUCCUGCUGCUGCAGUCCUUGGUCAUGGCCACCCACGAGAAGGACACGGAAGCCGUCAAGUCGCUGCAGGUGGAGAUGUGGCCCCUGUUGAGCGCCGAGCAGAACCACCUCCUGCACCUCGUUCUGCAGGAAACCAUCUCCCCGUCGGGCCAGGGGAUCUGACGAGUCACUCCCAGCGACUCUGUGCCUGUCCCCGAACCUCACGCACCCGCCUGCGCGUUUACGGGGACACAAGAGGCGUUGACCCGG